UAUGCCGGCCGGACUCGGUGCUGUCAAGUCCAAUAAUUUGUAGGCCAGUUGAAAGUCGCGGUUUUGUUUUUGUUUCUACUAAAAUGGCUUCUCCAAGCGUUUGUGAGUUAUCUGCAGAUCUUAAAGCAGCUCUAAAAAAGUUCCGCUUCCGUAAAGGAGAAACAUUUGCUGCAUUGGUAAUGAAAAUUGAUCCUGAAAAGUUGUUAGUUGUUGAAGAUGAAAUAUAUGAGGAUAUAUCAUUUGAAGAUUUCGUUUCAGAACUUCCAGAUCAUUCACCACGUUAUGUAGUAAUUAGUUUUCGUAAAGCUCAUCAAAAUGGUAGAGUUUCAUAUCCGUUAUGCUUUAUUUUUGUAAGUCCUCAAGGAGCAAAGACUGAACUCCAAAUAAUGUAUGCUGGAUCAAAAACUGGCGUUGUAAAUGAGCUAGGUUUAACUAAAGUUUUUGAGGUAAGAGAUGUUGAAGAACUAACUGAAGAAUGGAUAAAUUCGAAGCUUGAUCUUAUAUCAAACCACUAAUUAUCUGUUUAUUUAUGCGAGAAUGUGUGUGUGUGUGUGUGUGUGUGUGUGUGUGUGUGUGUGUGUGUGUGUGUGUGUGUGUGUGUGUGUGUGUGUGUGUGUGUGUGUGUGUGUAU
This is a messenger RNA of Hydra vulgaris (swiftwater hydra), 631 nucleotides long. Its product is annotated as glia maturation factor beta. Gene Ontology annotation, cellular component: actin cortical patch. NCBI's taxonomy places the organism in Eukaryota, Metazoa, Cnidaria, Hydrozoa, Anthoathecata, Hydridae. The record is from RefSeq and is a predicted model, not a curated record. Gene Ontology annotation, molecular function: actin binding; Arp2/3 complex binding. Gene Ontology annotation, biological process: actin filament debranching; negative regulation of Arp2/3 complex-mediated actin nucleation.